Molecule: messenger RNA, 1497 nt
Organism: Striga hermonthica
Lineage: Eukaryota; Viridiplantae; Streptophyta; Magnoliopsida; Lamiales; Orobanchaceae
Source: the annotation of a GenBank genome assembly
AUGGCGACGGGCGUGGAGACCUUGGCGGAGGAUUUGAGAUCGGUGUACGCCGCCGGCAAGACGAGGGCUUACGAGUGGCGGGCUUCGCAGCUGAAAUCGAUUCUCGAGAUAACCAAUCGCCAUGAGAAGGAGAUUACAGAAGCCCUGCGCUCGGACCUCAACAAACCGGAGCUCGAGGCUUUUGUUCAUGAGAUUUCUGGAGUAUCAUCAGCUUGCAAUUUGGCGCUGAAGGAAUUACGCAGAUGGAUGAAGCCAGAAAAAGUGAAAACUUCAAUGGCUACAUUUCCAUCGUCGGGCCAAAUAGUAUCCGAACCUCUGGGUGUCGUAUUGGUUAUAUCGGCUUGGAACUAUCCUUUCCGAUUAUCACUCGAACCAGUAAUUGGAGCUAUUGCUGCUGGUAAUGCUGUUGUUUUGAAGCCAUCUGAAGUGGCUCCGGCAACAUCCUCGAUUUUGUUUAAACUUGUAAGAGAAUAUAUGGACACAUCGGCUGUGAAAGUUGUUGAAGGUGGUAUAACUGAAACAACUGCACUUCUUGAUCAAAGAUGGGAUAAAAUAUUUUAUACAGGUAAUAACAAAGUUGGACGUGUUAUAUUAACUGCAGCUGCAAAAUAUCUAACGCCCGUGGUUUUGGAGCUUGGUGGGAAAUGUCCGGUUGUGGUUGAUUCAAACAUCAACCUUAAAGUUGCUGCAAAAAGAUUAAUUGCGGGAAAGUGGGGUUGCAACAGUGGACAAACAUGUGUUUCGCCUGAUUAUGUAGUGACUACAAAACAAUUUGCCUCAUCAUUGGUGAACGCUAUUUCAACCGAACUGGAGAAAUUCUACGGGAAGGACCCUUUGCAAUCAAAUGACUUGUCGAGCAUUAUAAAUUCACGCCAUUUUGACCGCUUAGCAAAGUUAUUGGAUGACGAGAAGGUUUCUGGUAAGGUAGUUAUUGCUCCCACUGUUUUAUUAGAUGUUCCACAAGAUUCUCUCAUCAUGGAUGAGGAGAUUUUUGGUCCUUUGCUUCCGGUUAUCACGGUCCCCAAAAUCGAGGAAGCUAUUGGCCUGAUUAAUUCUAGAGAAAAACCUCUGGCCGCUUAUCUAUUUACGAAUGACAAAAGGCUCAAGGAGGAAUUCAUAUACCGCGUAUCAGCCGGUGGCAUGUGCAUUAACGAGACGGCUCUGCAUCUUGCGGAGCCCUCCUUGCCGUUUGGGGGCGUGGGGGAAAGUGGAAUGGGGGCUUACCACGGAAAAUUCUCUUUCGAUGCCUUCAGCCACAAAAAGGCAGUAUUAGCACGUGGGUUUAAUGGGGAUAUAGCUGCAAGAUACCCGCCCUACACUUCUCGGAAGCUAAAUCUUCUUAAAGCCAUCUUGAGUGGAAAUAUUCUCGGUGCUAUUCGUGCUUUGAUUGGUUGUACUGAAAUCUUCCACUGUGCUAUUCUGAACGGGCCCUUGGGUGAGUUUGGGCCUUCGGGCUUACUCGGGUCUUGUUUAGUUUGUUUCGGGCUUUUUCAGUGA